Ambispora gerdemannii is the source of this 2896-nucleotide messenger RNA. Lineage: Eukaryota; Fungi; Glomeromycota; Glomeromycetes; Archaeosporales; Ambisporaceae. The record is from the annotation of a GenBank genome assembly.
AUGGCGAUGCCAAGGUCCAUAUCAAUCGCGCAAGCCGACGUUCAUAGUUCAACGUCUAUACUUAAUUUUGAUAGUCAACUCGAUAAUGAUAAUGACUACGUUGAAGUCAUAGACUACCACCGAGAACCGUACUCGCCAAUAACACCAACAGACGAUUGUUAUGAGGCGACGACGGCGACCGAAGCCGUGACCUCUCCACAAGAAAUAACAAGUAGACGAAAAGCAGGGCGUCCAAAAGGGAGCAAAAACAAAAAAAACAUUAAUAAAAAUGCAAGUAAUUUUUCAUCACUGGUUGUUGGUGGUAGCGCUGAUUCAAUAAGUUUCGCAGAAAAUGGUAGUCAGCAGCAGCUGACACCGCCAAUAGCGACACAGCAACAACUACAACAUGUACCUAAACGUCCAAAAAGAAAAAAGUCAGAGGGGAGUACCACGCUAUUACCACCACCUCAGCCGUCAAUGAUUGAAGUGCUUGUCACAUUUAUCAGCAAAGUUCAAUGCAAGGACGAGCCACGUCGUCUUUCUCGUGAGGAAAUGAUACGCGUAGGCACAUAUAUUUUUGAUAAUAUAUUAUCACAUUCGUUCGCUCGACCGUUCGUAAACCCGGUGCCAUUUGACGCUUACUAUUAUCGAAGUCAAAUCCCUAAAUUGAUGGAUUUAACGACGGCUGAGCAGAAAUUGUGGGCGGGGAAGUAUAAAAAGGUUUCGGAUUUGUAUGCCGAUAUUAUACAGAUUAUGGUGAACGCUGUGACAUUUCAUAGAGAGGGCGCUUUGAUCUACGAAGAGGCAAGACAAAUGUGUGAAUAUUUCGUCUCUGAAAUAUAUCCAUUGGUAAAUGAAUGCUUAUUUGAUGAUGAACCUUCACCUAAUAUCCCACCGAUGCCAUUACCUUCUGAAGAAUUUGAUGAAUCUUGUUUUAAUCAUUAUAGAAAAAAGAUUAGUGAUCUCUAUUUAAUACCCAUCGCCACAGUCAGAGAAAAUAAAAAAGUACUCACGGGCAAUGCAGCUGAGCGACUUGAGAUAUUUUGUCACCCGCUAAUUGAAAUAUUUACAGAUAAAGAAACACCUCCGGUGAAUUUCGAUCUAACAGAAAGGACAAGAAACUUUGCUCGACUAUAUUGCACUGGAGGAAGAGAUAUGCUGAGUGGUAGUAUCGAUGAUCCGUACGCUGUUGCCGUUAUAAUGUCCGAUAUUCAGUAUAGCAAGACGACUGAGACGAUGAAGUCUAACGUUUUGGUGGUGAAGCCCUUUGGACCGCAGCAUGAUUUGAGCACGGUCGAUUUUCCCGAGAUAAAUGAUGCACGAUGUUGGGUCAGAUGCGCGAUUAUUAACAGAUUGAUGAAUAUUAGUCUCAAAUUACCGUGGAACUAUUUUGGUAAAACUUUGCCGUAUAGUGUCAUCAAAUUGGAGGAAGUGACUGUUAAUCCUCAGUUUUAUCAUGACCUGAUGGAUUCGCUAGAAUUCGAUUAUUCAAGUUCAGAAUCAGAAUCGGAUGAUGAUUCAAUAUCAUCAAAAGAUUCGAUAGCAUCAAAAGAUUCAAUAUUAUCUUAUUCUUACCUUUUUAAGGAGAAGUGCCACGAAAAGAAAGAAGUAGUGGAGAAUAUUGUGAAAGAAUCUACUUAUGACAUCAAUGAUGCGGCGGAGAACGAAACAGAGAAAGACGUGACAGAAGAACCACAUGAUGACAAUGAGAUUAAAAUAAAGCAUAAAAAUAUUAAAAAUAUUGAAUUAAUUAAUAAUAAUAACACCAAUGCUUCUAAUAAAGAUCAAACAAAAGAAAUUAUCCAAGUUAAUAAUAAUCAAUCACAAAUAAUUGACAUGACAGAAAAAGAAGAAAAUUCAAAGAACAUUAACGGAGAAAUUAAUGACAACGACGACGACAUCUCGUUGCUUGUAAAUUCUCCAAAACCAAUGAUAUCAGAAGACGAACAGGAAAUUAUAACGCCACAGAAUUUAUCGCCAUCGCUUGACCUUAUAAAAGAAAAUGAUUUGAUGUUUAAUAAUAAUGAAAAAUAUAAUAGAUCAAGUCAACAAUUAGAUACGGAUGAAUUAGAAUGGCAAUUAGAAAAAGAAAAGUCACAUUGUUCUCCUGUUGCUGAAUUAUAUGAGAAUUUAUCGGAGGAAGAGGAAAAACAGAUGGUAAAGAAGGUGACAUCAUCAAACUCGUCAAUACGACGACCGCCUCUAUCUCCGCCAAAACCUAAACCAAAACAGCAAGUUCAACGUCAACUACGGCCAUCCACAAUUAAACAAAAGCGAAAGGUACCCCGUGUACUCCAUUUGUCCAGACAGCAGCCACUUAGAAAACAACCUCCACGACAGACUAAAUUAAGGAUUGCCACUACACCACAAACAUCUCCCACAAAAAGUCAAUUUACACCAAAUCAAUUAAAAGCUCCAUCUUCAUCAAAAUCAACAACAAAAACUCACCCAUCAUCUAAAUCUACAACAAAAAUUUCUUCAUCUAAAUCUAAAUCUACUACAAAAACCUCAUCCUCCUCUUUCUCGAAACCUAAAAAAGCCCAACCAUCUACGUCAAAGACAAAUAAAGAAAAAUCACCAGUAACAAAUUCCGCACAACAAAAAUCACCGAUUCCAAAGAAGCGAAAAGCAUCUGUAUAUGAAGAAGAAGAUUCAUAUCAUGAAAUGGAUAAGGAUGCGGAGGAAGAGCAGGAUCACCAGUAUCAUGAUGACGAAUCCAUGCAAGAGGAAAAGUAUCAUCGACCAAACCAUAAAUUGGACUUGGGUAUUAGAACUCAUAUUGGGAUAAUAAGAGUGGAAGAUAUUCAAUCUGACACAGAAAUUUCCGAUUACUCUGAUCAGGAACCGUCUUCAUCUUCCAGUAUACCAAAUAAUAAAAGUAGUCAAUCCAAGAGUAUUUGGCAGAGCUUCAAGGACU